Molecule: messenger RNA, 895 nt
Organism: Anastrepha ludens (Mexican fruit fly)
Lineage: Eukaryota; Metazoa; Arthropoda; Insecta; Diptera; Tephritidae
Exons: 2
Coding region: 9-824 (271 amino acids)
Source: RefSeq, a predicted model, not a curated record
AAAAUCAUAUGGCAAGGUUAAACCGGGAGGAGAAGUUGCCAUUUCUUUUCGGUUUCGAUUUUUUCAUCAUUGUUAUCAAAUUCACUUUACCGGCGGAAAAUAGUUUCAACAUUAUAAUGAGGGACAUUGAAUCAAAAUCAUCACGUCGAGAUCGUGAUCGAGACCGUGUGAGGGAUAGAGAUCGAGAGCGCGAGCGUGAUCGUGAGCGUGACCGCGACCGCGACCGUGGAAGAGAUAGAGACCGAGACCGCCACUAUUCGCGUAAAUACCGUUCCAAAUCCAGAUCUAAAUCCCGUAGCAGUCGCUCCAAAAAAAGCAAAAAAUCAAAGAAAUCCAAAAAAUAUAUAAGACGUAGUCGUAGCAGUAGCAGCUCAUCAUCUUCCUCAAAUUAUUCUGUCACCAGUCGCAGUAGUCGCAACUCUCAUAAGUCGCGGUCACAGGCGAGAAGUACACGCGCACCAAGUUCGGAGGAGAAUUCACGCACCGCAGCCUCCGCUACACUGGCGGUUGCAUCACUCAAAGGAGUAGAUGCUAUUGAUGCACAGGUGCAAAAGGCUUUGGAUGCCAUUGAAGAGGAGGCCUUUCAACCAAAGUCAUUUUUCAGCACACGCGAUAGAGAAGCUCCGGAGAAAAAGCCGCUGGCUGACAAAGUGAUAAUUGACUUGGAAUCGGAAACAGUUAAGAUGCCCAAACUUACAGAUACAAGCAAAGAAAAUGUCGAUGAAAAAAUAUUUCACCCAAACUUCAUUGGCGACGCUGAUCUAAAGGCGGAAAAGUGGUUGCGCAAAUUAUAUAAUUACCGACAAAGAUAUUAUCAAGAGUAAAUUAAAUUAAAUUUAGUAUAAGUACCACAAUAAAAUUCCAUUAAAUAAUAAAAGGGUACUCUAGAAAAUAU